This is a messenger RNA of Kluyveromyces lactis, 2151 nucleotides long. Its product is annotated as ferric reductase family protein. Gene Ontology annotation, biological process: iron ion transport; intracellular iron ion homeostasis; copper ion import. Lineage: Eukaryota; Fungi; Ascomycota; Saccharomycetes; Saccharomycetales; Saccharomycetaceae. The transcript has a single exon. Gene Ontology annotation, molecular function: ferric-chelate reductase activity. The coding region runs from base 1 to 2151 and encodes 716 amino acids. Gene Ontology annotation, cellular component: plasma membrane. The record is from RefSeq and is a predicted model, not a curated record.
AUGCAAGUUCGCUGCCGAAAUUCCCUGGUUGUGUUCUUCAUAUUUUUAUCAUCUUGGUGUCAUGCAGCCAAAUACACUUUCCUAUCCAAGGAGGAGAGUGUGUACUGGGCAUGCUUAGACGCAUUGCAGGCAUAUACCUUCAACAACGAUCUUGGUUCCCUUUACGCACCAAAUUGUCAACCGACAAGAAACAGAUUCCAGUCCUGGCUUAUUUGCAACGUUGAUAACCAGAAACCCGAUCGUUUAGAUAGUAUGUUGGAGAAAAUGAUAAAAAGAUGUCAGUAUAGUAAGCCUGUAUACAACCAUACCGUCGAGAGCUUGCAUGAACUGUAUGCAAAAGUUAAAUCAGAAGCUAUUGACGUCGAUAAUACGCCAGGAUUCAAUGCAUCCACAAAUCUGACUUCUCCCAUCAUUGCGCCAAGAAGGAAAGUGAAGCGUUACACUAGAGCCUACGUGACCAGAGCACAAUCGCAAAAGCAUACCAGGCUUUAUGGUGGUGCCAUAUUCAUUUAUUUUGCUGGAUGUAUGUUUAUUGGAGGAUUGGUUACUUGGUCUAGAAUAUUGUGUCCAAAACUUGUUGAAAAAAUCGUUGGACCCAAGAUAAACAUGUUCAGAAGGUUGUUCACCAUCCCACCGGCAAAUACCAAACAUACGCAAAUCCUUAGAUGGAAAAAGUUGAUCUUAGGUAUUAUUCCUACAAGGGCAGAGACGUACAUUUUGUUCGGUUAUUUUGCUUUGAACGUGAUUCUAAGUUGUAUCAAUUACGAUAUCUUUUCUGACAACUUCUACACCACUAGUAAACAUCAGGUAGCCAUGCAAACAUCUAGCUUGGUUCAGUAUAGAACAGGGGUGAUGUCAACAAUCCAUACACCUGCUGUGUUCCUACUAUCUGGUAGAAAUAACCUAUUGUUGUAUUUAACUGGGUGGCCAUACGAAACUUUCUUGGUGUAUCAUAAAUGGAUUGCAAGAGGGAUGUGGGUUCAUGCAUUAAUCCAUUCUGCUUGUUGGACAUACCUUGAAAUGGACUAUCUUGCUAUGAGCUGGGAAGAGCAGUAUUGGUAUUGGGGUGCAAUUGCAACAAUCACUGGUGGCUUAAUGUUAUUCUUAGCGUCUGCAUAUUUCCGUAUCAGAUGGUAUGAAACCUUCAAGACUAUUCACUUUUUAUUUUCUGCUUUGUACAUCUCCGGGUUAUGGUAUCACUUAAGAAUCUUUAGCGGCCAAUGGAUGGAAUACGUGUAUGCUUCCAUUGCUGUUUGGUGUGCAGACCAUUUUUUCAGAGUCUGCCGUUUACUAUGGUUUGGAGUAUUCAGCAAAGCAGAUUGCGAAUUGUUCGAGGAAGAUAACACAAUCAAAAUCAAAGUUCCGAGACCAAAGACUUGGAAACCGUUCCCAGGUGCUUUUGUCUACAUUUACUUCAUGAGACCAUACGGAUUUUGGCAAUCGCAUCCAUUCACCAUCUUAGCUCAUGACGACGACAGUGACGGGAAACACAUUUACAUAUACGCCAAGGUAAAGGAAGGUCUCACCAAAUCCUUAGCUAAGAGUCUAGCCAACACAUCUAAUAAAAGCCAAUCGAUCAACGUUUUAGUUGAAGGCCCUUACGGACUAGAAGCCCCAUUGAAGAACUAUUCCAAUUCUAUCAUCAUCACUGGUGGAAAUGGUGUACCAACUGGAUACUCCAAUUACGAUGCCUUAACGAAACCACUUUCUGAAAGUUCCACCGAUACUGUUAAAUGGAUCUGGAUCAUUAGAGACACUUCGCCACUGGAAUGGUUUAGAGAAGAGCUAUUGAGACUCCAAGACCGGCUAGGUGAGAUCAACAUCUAUAUUACCCAGCCGACACAGCAAAUCGUAGAUUCUUCUGCGUCAUCUGCUGGCGAAACAGACUCUGAAAAGAAACUCGACGUCAAAGAAUCAACUCAAGAUUGCGAAAUCAAUUUUUUCAAGCAAUUUUCCAGAAUAAACUUCUUAUUCGGUAGACCAGACUUACAAUCCUUAAUUGUGGAAGAUCUUCACAACGCUAUUGGUUCUACAGCAAUUUUGAGUUGCGGUCCAGGACCAAUGAACGAUCAAAUCAGAGAUACAGUGGCAAACAACUUAGAUGUUUCCAAAUACAGAGUUGACUAUUUCGAAGAGGCUCAAGUAUGGUGA